AAAUAUUCCACGCAACAACUUCCGGAGUCAGAAAAAAAAAAAAAAAAAAAAACAGAAACUGAAGUCUGUCUGAAAUGUGAAAAGUUAUAAACACUGAUUGUGUUAGACAGUCCAUUUAGACCAUGGCUGAUCAGCAGGAUGGUGACAGCCAAGUAUCUGCUGGAAAAAGUCCUGCAGCUUCCAAGUUGGACAGCUUGUCAAGGGAAGACAUGAUCAAGUUUGUUAAGAAACAGAUGUUAAUGCUUCAGAAAACAAGAUCUAAAUGUGAUGAACUGACAAAGAAAGUAAAAGAUUUAGAAUCAAAUAAAACAGACGGGGCAGCUGGAGAUGGAAAGUCUGUGAAGGAUCUGGAAGUAAAAAUAAAAGAACUUGAAGAUGAAAAAGAAGAUAUUUUAACUGCCUACCAGACAGUGCAACAGACACAAGAUUAUUCCAUACAGAAAUUCCAUGAUGUAGAGUCCCAUUGUACUGAGUUAACUGAACAAAAGGGUAAUCUAGAGAAACAACUCGCCUCCAUGAGUCAGUCGAAAAAGGCACUAGAAGAGGAAAUUGAAUGCCUUAAGAUGAAAGAUGAGACAUUGGGAACCUCUCUGCAGUUUAUGCAAGAAGAACAAGGAAAGAUGAAUACAGAAAAUGAGAAUUUGAAAGAGCAAAUCCAUUUGUUAACUGAUGCCAGAGAUCAGAUGAUGGAGAAGUUGAAAUCUAUGAAACAGCAACAGGAAACAGAUACACAGCAACAGGUGCAGGAACUAGUAAUAACUAAAGACCGAUUACAGGCAGAUUUAGAGAAGUCUGUGGAAGAGCAACAGAAAUAUAAGAAAAGAAUUGCAUCAUUAGAGCAAGAGGUUGAUUUAUACAUGUCUGAACUAAAUGGGGAAAAAAGAAAAGUAGAUGAUUUCACACAAAACAUGAAAAUAUUAGAAGAAAAAACUCAAGAGAUGGAAAAAAGCCUAAAAAAUGAAGAACAAUUUAAGGAAGAAACAAAAAGUCAAAUUCAGGAAUUGAAAUCUUUGAAUGAAAAAUUACAAGAAGAGAAAACAGUUCAAGAUAAAGAAAUUGAACUUUUGAAAUCAUCAUCAGAUACAGUAAGUUGUGAUGAAAAGAAAGAAGUAAACACUAAUGAAGAAAAGGAAACUUUACAAUCAGAAAUUGAAAGGUUAAAGGAAAUUAUAUCUACCCAAGAAACAAAUGCUGAAAAGAUGAAAGAAAUGAUGCAGGAGAGACUGGAGGAAUUUAAAAAGCAUGCAGACUCCUUUGAAAAUUCAAAGUUUGAAAUUUCUGAAAAAUAUUAUAAACUCUCUGAAGAAAAUGGUGCUUUGGAGGAUGAAAAAGAAAAAUUAGUAAAGUCUAAAGAAAAUCUUGAAUCUAUGAUUGAAAAAUUGAAACAAGAACUUGCAAAUCAAGACAGUGCUGCAGCAUCAGCAAAAAGUGAAAUUGAUAAAGUUAAACAGAAAAUUCAGCACAUCAAUGAAGAGCUCAAUGCUAGGAAUAAAAAUGUACAAGAAGGUAAUGUUUUUGUUGCACUUGAUCAGAUAAAGAAACUGUUGAUAGAUCAGCUUGACAAACCUGCAAAAGGUCAGAAACAAGGGAAAUCUAAAUCAUCUAGUCCUUAUGGAAGUAAGUCUGAUGUUGCAAAAGGCUCAAACACUUCUUCAAGGUCUAAUAGUCCAAACAGUCCUGCAGAUCUUCUGAAGAAAUUAGAAAUUUGCACAGCAGAACUGAAAAAAGAAAAAGAACAUUCAGCUUACUCAGUUAGUGAGCUCCAAGAAGAAAAAGAACUGCUCAGACAUGAGGUUCAAGCGAUGAAAGAUCAAUUAGGAGAAUGGGAAAAUAUGAUGGACAUGUUAAAAUCUGAAAAAGAGGCUAUUCUUCAGGAAAUUGAUGAAUUUGAUGCCCGUGAAAAAACAAUUAUUGAAGAUCUGAAUUUUCUGAAAAAUGAGCUUGAUCCAAAAGAAGUCUUAAAAGAGAAUGAGGUUGUAGAAGAUUGUGAGACCGAUUUAAGUGAUGAAGUUUUUAAAUCAGAGCAUAGUGCUGUCAUUCAGUUAAUGCUUGAUGUGAAGGAGCAUGUAAAAAAACUAAUAGCUGAAAAAGAUGCUUUAAAACAGGAGGAUAAAGCAGAUGAUAAGGUAGAUAAUUCUCUAGAAAUUCAAGAACUUAAAAACCAGUUAGAAAAGAUCUCUUCUGAGAAAGAAUAUCUGGAAAGGGAAAAGGAAUCACUGGGUGUUGUUGUGCAACUUGCUCAGGAAAAGGAAAAAGAUGAAACAGAAGAAAUUUCAGUGUUGAAAUCUAAUAUUGAGGGCAAUGAAAAACAAAUUUCGGAAAUGAUGAAUUCUGUUGAAUUAAGCAAAACAGAAAUAGCAGAUUUAAAAAGUCAGAUCCAAAGUUUAAAGGAAGAAAAUGGAGGUCUCAGUAAAAUAAAAAAGGAACUUGAUUCAAAAUUAAAUGAAAGACAAUCAUAUACUCAAGAACUUGAAGAAAAAUUACUCAGUAUGUCACAGAAUUUGUCUGAAAAUAAAAGAAAGUUUGAAGAAUCUUUAUCUACUUUAGAAUCUAAUGAAAAAAGUUCAAAAUCCUCAUUGCAAGAAGAAAUGGAAAUGAUUUCCAGUGAAAAUUCUACUUUAAAAACAGAAUUAUCAGAUCUUACGUUAAGACUUGAAGCAUUUAAUUCAGAAAAAGAAGAGAUUUCUUUGAAACUUGGUGAAAAAGAUGACUCCUUGAAAAAAUUACAGUCAGAUAAAGAUGAAAUCACCAAAGAAUUGUCAAACUCAUUGGAAGAAUUGAAAAUUGAGAAGGAAAAUAUUGAAAAAUAUUUAGAAGAGGAAAGGAAUGCUGUUUCUAAACUUAGAGAAACAUUAAAUGAAACCGAAGAAAAACUUUUCUCUUUGAAAUCUUCUGUUGAGUCUGAGCUUGCUUCUAAAGAUCAAACCAUCAAUGAAAUGAAACAAAAUUUAGAACUAAUUGAAGAGGAAAAAAAGAAUGUGCAAAAUGAAACUGAAAAUAUAAAGAAAGAAUUGAACAAUUUACAGGAAAUUCAUAAUUUAGAAAUAUCAAAAGUGAAAGAAGAAAUUAAUGAAGAAAAUGAGAAGUUCAAAACAGUUAUGGAAGAAAAAGAAAACCUUGUACAAGAAAAAGAAAACCUUAUAGAUGAAAAUAAAAAUUUACAAACAUUGAAAGCAAAUCUUGAACAUGAAAGCUCUUCACUUAAGGAGGACAUUGAAAGUUUAACAAAUCAAUUAGCAAAUUGUAAGUCUGGGAAUGAGUCUUCUCAAAAUGAGACAAUAACUCAAUUUGAGUCGAGAAUUAACAAACUUAAAGAAGAGCGAAAUCAGUUUUAUAGUGUUGUUCAAGAAAGGGAGUCACAAAUAGAACAAAUGCAAAAGGUUGUAGAUGAAAAGUCCGAGGAUAUGCUGUCACUGAAACAGGAAGUAGAGGAAAGGGGCCAGACUGUGACACUUUUCAAACAGGAUAUUGAAAAGUUGUCUGCUGAAAAUCAAAAUUUGAAAGCAUCUUGUGAUCAAUUAAAUGAUAAGCUUAUAGGCUGUGAUACUGAAAUUCAAGAACUCAAAGUUUUGAAUGAGGGUUUGAAGCAAAAUUUGAAUUCUCAGUUAGAAGAAAACAAAAAUGUUCAGAGUAGCUUGAAAAAGUUUGAAGAAGACAAAGAACUCUUGCAAAGUGAAAUAACUGUUCUCAAGAGUUCCACUUCCCAAAAUGAAGAAGCUAUGAAAGAAAUGAUUGCAGUUGCCAAAGAAAAAGAUUUGUUAGAAAAAGAAAUGUCUGAAAAAAUGGCUGCAAUAGAAAAAUUAGAAAUGGAAUUGAAUAAUAUCAAAACUAAAUUUGAUGAAACUGUUGCUCAGAGAACCUCAUUAGAGGCAGAAAAUAAUCAAAACUUAAAACAGUGUGAGGAUUUGCAAUCAGAACUGUUAUCCAUGAAGGAAGGUACAUCUACCACGGAACAGGAAGUUGAAAAUGUCAAAGUUCAGUUAGAAAAAUUAACCAAUGAAAAGCUAGAAGUUGAACAGCUGUAUCAUGAAAUUAAUGAACAGUAUAAAAUUAAAAAUGAAGAAUGUGAGAAUCUUAAAAGGGUGAUAGAUCAACAAGAAGAUGAAUCCAGGGUAAUAAAAGUACAAAGUGAACAACUGAUGCAAGAAAAGGACACCACUAGUGAACAGUAUUCUAGUGAAAUACAAUCAGUGAAAGAUAAACUUGAUAAAGUAAAUCAUGAAAACAAUGAAAUAAAAACAGAAAUGGAAGAACUACAGAAGAAAUGUACUACUCUUGAAGAAAAAGUGAUUCAGAUUCAGACUGAAAAAGCACAAGUAGAGGAAAAAGUGAUUCAGAUUCAGACUGAAAAAGCACAAGUAGAGGAAAAAGUGAUUCAGAUUCAGACUGAAAAGGUGCAAGUAGAGGAAAAAGUUAUUCAUGUUCAGACUGAAAAGGCACAAGUUGAGGAAAAACUAAGUGUAAUGAAAGAAAAUGAAGUAAAACAGACAAGCCAGGUAUCCACUGAAAAAGGGGUAUUAGAGAAGACACUACAGGAAAAAGAAGCAAUUAUUACAAAGCUUAAACAGUUGGUUGUCAAAUGUAAGAAGGAGGCAACAGAAUUAAAAAACAAGCAUGAUGCUAUGAAAACCCAGUAUGAAUCUGUAGUAAAGGAAAAAGAAAACCUUCAGAGUCAACUGGAUAACUUGAGGAAAGAUCAGGAUGCUGAUAAACAGCUGAUGGAUACUCUUAAAACACUACAAGAUGAACACAGUAGAACUUUGGAAGAGCUUCAUAAGGCUAAGAAAACUGAAGAGGAAUUUGAAGCAGACUUGCAGAAGACAGUUCAUGAUUUAUCAAAUCUUAAAGAACAACUUGCUUUGUCAAAAGAUGAAAAAGAACAGUUAAAUAAAAAAAUUGAAAAACUGACCUCAGAUUUAAAGACAUCAGAAGCCAGUAUUACUGAUCUAAGUGUCAAAUUAAAAGCAACAGAACAAGACAAUGUGGCAAACAAAAUCCAGAGAGAAGAAUUAUCUAAAGAAAAGCAACAGGUUCAAGCAGCUAUGUCAGAACUAGAAGAAAGUAGAAAGAAAGAUCAAGAGAAACAUUCAGAACAAAUCAGUGGUUUACAGCAACAGAUACAGAUAAUGGAAAAGGAGUUGCAAAUGGCUAAACAAGAAAGUAAACAAAGUAGUAUGAUGGACUUAGAAAUGGCUGACUAUGAAAGGACUGUGCAGAUAUUGAACAGUCAACUCGUGGAACGUGACCACUCCCUCACUGAGUUAAAGAUAGAGGUCAAAAGAUUAGAAGAUCGAAAUAAAGUGUUGAAAGAACAGAUAGAUUCUGUUGAUGAACAGAGAAUUCAGGCAGAUGAUAGAGCAAAUAAAAUGAAAACCAUGCUUGUGAAAACCAAGAAGGAAUUGAGUGAUGCUAAAAAAAUGGAUGCUCACCAGAAGACAUCUGAUGCACAGUUACGUGGACAGUUAGAACACCUCAAUCAACAAAUAGAAGACUACAAGGUUCAAAUGUCUGAGGUUGCAGGAGAGAAACAGAAAGCAAUAGAAAGGUUCCAGUCCAUAUCAGAAUCCAGUCAGAGGACUGUGAAAACACUUGAGACCAGGAUACAGUCACUGCAGAAUGAUGUCGCUCUUGCUAACAGUGAACUAAACACUGUACAAGCUGAAUAUGAUGGUUAUAAGGUCAGAGUUCAUAGUGUAUUGAAUAAACAAAAGAGGACCGAAACAGUAUCAGAAAUGGACAAACUAGAGAAGGAAAGAUUAGAAAAGGCUGUUGAUCAACUGAAGACUAAAUUACAAACUAUAAGUGAAAGUCUGACCUCUUCUCAACAAGAAAAUGAACUUUUACAAGACGAACACAACAGAUUACUUGCAAGACAUAAUAAAUUGUUACAAGAAUCACAGGAAAAAGAAACCGCUUUAAGGAAGAGAUUAGAAGAUUUGAAUAAUGAGAAGUCAGCAGUAAACAGAGAACAGCAGCAUGCAAUGCAACAGUUACAUCUACAGAAUCAGAAUCUUACUUUGUCUUUCAAGGAACAAAUUAAAGCUCUCAAAGAAGAUCACCAUAAAACCACUGAAAUGUUACAACAACAGCUGGAGAGAGCAGAACAUGAAAACUUCCGUCUACAGCGAGAUCUACAGCAGCAGAUGCAACAUGUUACUAGGGUUACCACUGAAAGUCCUGUACUAUCAUCUCCAGUGGAAUACAUCACUGAUAUACGACAUGUUGAAAGACAAGAAGGGGAGGGUUCAGAAAUAGUUGAACCAGAACCAUGUCAGAAGACAACAACUGUUCCUGUUUCAUCACCAUUACCUUUGGACCAAUUACUAACAUCAGCAUCAGAAGAAUUAGGUAUGAAAUUAGGAUCAUUACAAAGUGAAGAUACAUUGAAAGAAAACUUGUCUACAGCUGAAAAGAAGAUAGAACAUUUAACUGAGUUGCUGAAUGAUGGUGAGGCUACAAUUUUGAGAUUAACAGAACAAACUAAAAUCUUAAAGGAAGAAAUAAGGAGAAUGGAAAGAAAUCAAAGGAGGGAAGAAGAAACUUCAAACAUGGAAUAUCUUAAAAAUAUAUUGCUCAAAUAUAUAAGUCUAAAGGUUGGAGAGGAGAGACAGCAGCUUGUACCAGUACUAACAACAAUGUUGAAAUUAAGUCCUGAGGAGAAAGCCCAGCUAGAUGCUGCUGCACAAGGUGAGGAAGUGCCAGCUCAAGGUCAAGGUGCUGGAUGGGGAUCAUACCUGCACAGAUGGUCAGGACUUGUUUAGUCCAUGAUAUAACAUUAAAACAACCCUACAAUACAGUGAGCUCAGACAGCAGUUCUUAUAUAUUAUCUUUUACAAGAAGUAUCUACAUACAUUCCAAUUACUAGACCAGUUAUUAUUGCUAGUCAAGCCCUGGUAUUGUGCAAUUCACAUUAUAGAAAUCAUGAGGGGUAAUAAAUAUUUCCGUCAUCAUAGUAAAUCAUUAAUCAUGAAAUGCUUAUUAACAUAAUUUAGAAAUUACUCUAUAUGUGUAGUUUAUAUCAUAUGGGCUCAAUCUAAACUUUGGUCUCUCAAUAAUUUCCAAAAAGAAUUUAGGCAGAAAAUGCAUAUUUUGACAAUUAAAAAAUUACUUAUAUACAAAUUAUCUACCCAUUAUAUUAAUUUCAUGGCAAGCAGGUUUACUGGCAGUUUUAUGAACAUUAAAAUAGCCUUCAUAUCUUUUGUUUCAAGAAGCUCGCUUUGUAAAUUCAAAGAAAUGAAAAAAAUUAUAUGAAAUACAAUGUUAAAGAAAAAUCCUACAAAUAUAGAGAACAUUUAAAAAUAUCCGUGGCAAACAUCUUUAUAUUUUUCAAGAAAUUAAAAUUCAUUAAAUUUUAGGGUCAGUUUGGCACCUAGCACAUAUACUGGUAUUUUUUUCAUUAAAUCAUUGUUUAGUUAAGAUAGAUAUGUAACCAUAAUCUGUUUUAUAUAUAAAUAUGUAUUUUGUUUUGGAACUUAUUUGGUCAGUUUCUAUGUAGGUGUCAACUCUUUAUGUAUCAGUUCUUAAUUAUUUUGAAAUUCCUCCAUGAAAAGCAUAACUCCCUUUUGAUAAAAUUAGAUUUUCCUACAUAACUGUUAAGUAGAAGUGCCUGUUUUUCAAUGUAGGUUGACAAAUUAUUAUUAAUAAAAUGCAUAUAUAUUUUGGUGAAUGAAUCUGGGGAAUUAACCAUAAUCCUUUGCAUUCUGAAAUGUCAAAUUGAUUGUUUAAAUUCAUUUCAACCAGUUGUAAUUUACCUGGAAAAAGUAAGAUAAAAUAUCCUAGAAAGUCAUACCAAUGGGUUCUACUCAACUUUUGAAUGUUUAUUGGGUUGACUCCUAUGGUUUUUAGUUCAUGUAUACCUUGAGAUUAUAUUAAGUGAUAUAUACAUCAUUAUUUUGAGGUGAAAAACAUACCAUAUAAUAAUCAUCUAAGUUUCAUUCAUGCAAAAAAUUGUUUCUUGAGGAUCUCUUGUUUACCUAGUAUUUAAUAUUGAGAUACAGGGAAGCAACAUAAUUUAAACAUAAGUUGUAUUUCAAAGCUGAAACGAAUUUAGUUUAAAAGUGCAUAGUUUUGUAUGCUUAAUUUUUCUGCUUAUCUGCACAUAUCACUCACAUUCUUUGUAUACACAUGCAAAUACUUUUCAUCAUUACAGGAUGAAAUGAUUUACAUCAGCUUUGCUUUCCCUAGAAAAACUAUCAAAGAUGGUAAUGCAAUUUUUUUAAUGCAUUGCUUAAUAAAUAAAAGUUGACAUUAUAUGGUGUAGACCAUCACUUGGAUCUACACCUUACCAGUCUUAUAUGGUUCAUUCCUGCUUAUUUGACUUAGUACCUAGAUUGCCUUAUUAAAAAAAAAAAUUGUGUUCAAAUUGACAAAUAGAUCAUAAUUCAGACACAAUUUUUACAAUUUAGUAACCUCCUUUUUUAUUGCUUCAUUGUGUGUGCCUUUUAAUUCAAGUGAUUCUAAUACACCUUGGUAAAAAAACAAACCCCCCAGAGAAAAAAACAUAUUUUAGAUUUUUUUAACUUCAUGAUUUUAACAUUUCACUAACACAAGAUUAUGUGUCAUUCUAGGACUUUGGGCAGUGUAUUUGAAAGUUAACCAAUUCUUAAGUUAUAAUGGUCAGAAGUGAACAAGUAGGAUAUGGACAAUCAUAGUUGUCACUUGGUGACAGUUACCUAAUACAAAGUUUUUGUAAAAAAAGCCCAUGUUUUAUGUUAUGAUUGAGUUUUAGUUGAUGUGUUACUUAAACAACAGACAGUUCAUUAGUAAAUGAAACCUUUGUUUUGGCUAUAAAGUUGUACAGGAAGCAACAUUUUUAAAGCUGUAUCUUAACUAUACAAAUAUAUAAAAAAAAAAAUUUCACAUACAAAAAACAGGAAAAUUAAAGAUAAGCUUUAUGUGAUUCAUGUUGUCAAAUGAAAUUUUACUUUUUAUACAAUUAUUAUUCUUUCACAUAACUAGACUUGACAUAGGUUAAAAUAAUGGUAUUUUUAAUCAAUUAUACAAGUGCUUAUUCAGUUAUAUAAGUACUAUCACCAUUAUUUUUAGAUUUAGUUAAAUCAGGUUAUGUGAGGGAAGCAAUGUUUUCCUAUAAGAGUGCAUUUAACAUGGCUAUUAGACUAGCCAAGUCUUUCAAAUAAUUUAUUUUUGUGAUUCUGCAUUUCAUAGAUGUUAUUUGUUUUCUUAUACACAAUAAAGAAAAAAUGUAAAUUG
Messenger RNA from Mytilus californianus (California mussel), 9210 nucleotides. Its product is annotated as GRIP and coiled-coil domain-containing protein 2-like. Bases 123 to 6761 code for a protein of 2212 amino acids. NCBI's taxonomy places the organism in Eukaryota, Metazoa, Mollusca, Bivalvia, Mytilida, Mytilidae. The record is from RefSeq and is a predicted model, not a curated record. The transcript is spliced from 29 exons.